Lachancea meyersii CBS 8951 is the source of this 819-nucleotide messenger RNA. NCBI's taxonomy places the organism in Eukaryota, Fungi, Ascomycota, Saccharomycetes, Saccharomycetales, Saccharomycetaceae. The record is from the annotation of a GenBank genome assembly.
AUGGUGAACCAUAUCUUAAACCCUCAAAGACUGGUACAACUGGCUGGGUUUCAUCCUAAGCUGAAGAAAUUCUGGUAUUUAAUCGCAGCUACCACGCUAAGUGCAUGCAAUGAGCCACAGGAACUUCAAAGACUGUACCAUUUCGCCAUGCUCAAUGAGACACAGCCGGAAGAAGCCUUUAAAAAUGCUAUAAGAACUACGGAGCUCUUGCAAAACAGUCCGACGAAACUGGAAUCGGAGCUCGACAACAUGUACGGUGAACCUGGGAACAUGCAAAAGCUCAUGAGCCAGAAGCUACGUGAAGCUCUGCUAAAGAGCAGUGCUUUAACAGGAAUUCCUAAAUCAAUCAACGGGCUCCAGGCCUUGAAACUAGUUACGCCUCGAAAGCUCAAGCCCAUCACUGAGGAUAUCGAUGCGCACAGUGGCAGACUGUUUGAAGGUACAAUGAGGCCCACUGAUGCAGCACCGGAUCAUACCGUGGAAUGUGGUAUUCAUCAUUGGAACCAGAUUUACAGCAAAGUCUCAAACAAGGUGGUUAAUAAUCUGAACUCAUCAUAUCCAGAUCUUUGGCAGUUUGUGCUCUGUAAUGUUUACGGGCCGCUUCUGUCAUUUGACGAGAUCCUAGACGCACAAGAAACCAGCUUGGUCAUAAUUGCAGCUCUGGUUCCUCAAGACUUGAACGCACAACUGUGGGGGCAUUUGAAGGGCGCUCUGAAUGUCGGAUGCGAUCAAGAGACGGUAGGUGCAGCAAGAAACCUCAGUAUUACUGUUUCUAAAUGGUGCGGGAUACGAUGGAAAUCGGACAUUGUGAAGUUAUGA